Octodon degus (degu) is the source of this 4524-nucleotide messenger RNA. RefSeq names its product inositol polyphosphate-5-phosphatase D (gene Inpp5d). Lineage: Eukaryota; Metazoa; Chordata; Mammalia; Rodentia; Octodontidae. The record is from RefSeq and is a predicted model, not a curated record. Gene Ontology annotation, biological process: phosphatidylinositol dephosphorylation. The coding region runs from base 90 to 3653 and encodes 1187 amino acids. Gene Ontology annotation, molecular function: phosphatase activity. The transcript is spliced from 27 exons.
AGUCAGGCAGUCGGCGAAGCCGGUGGUAGCGGCAGAGGUGACUGGAGGGGACAGACGCGGGUCUCAGGCGCAGGAGCCCCUCUCCCACCAUGGUCUCCGGCUGGAACCACGGCAACAUCACCCGCGCCAAGGCAGAGGAGCUGCUGUCCAGGGCCGGCAAGGAUGGGAGCUUCCUGGUGCGCGCCAGCGAGUCUAUCUCCCGGGCUUACGCGCUCUGCGUGCUGUACCGGAACUGUGUCUACACCUACAGAAUCCUGCCCAGUGAGGACAAGUUCACUGUCCAGGCAUCAGAAGGCGUCCCGGUGAGGUAUUUCACUAAACUGGACCAGCUCAUCGAGUUCUACAAGAAGGAGAACAUGGGGCUGGUGACCCACCUGCAGUACCCAGUGCCGCUGGAGGAGGAGGACACCGGCGACGACGCCGAGGAGGACAUGGAAAGUGUCACGUCUCCGCCUGAGCUACCACCCAGAAACAUCCCUCUCUCUGUCGGGCCCUGUGAGACCAAGGAGCUUCCGGUGCCAGCCGAGAACGCCCGUGCCCCUGAGGCCAGCCGGCCCACCCUCUCCGAGACACUGUUUCAGCGGCUGCAGAGCAUGGACACCAGCGGGCUACCGGAAGAGCACCUGAGAGCCAUCCAGGAGUACUUGAGCACUCAGCUCGCCCUGGACUCUGAGCUUGUGAAGACAGGCACCAGCAGCCUCCCCCACCUGAAGAAGCUGAUCUCACAGCUCUGCAAGGAGCUCCACGGGGAAGUCGUGCGGACCCUCCCGUCCUUGGAGUCACUGCAGAGCUUGUUCGACCAGCAGCUGUCCCCAGGCCUCCGUCCGCGCUCCCAGGUCCCCUGUGAGGCCAAUCCAGUCAACAUGGUAGCCAAGCUCAGCCAGCUGACAAGUCUGCUGUCCUCCAUUGAAGACAAGGUCAAGGCCUUGCUACAUGAGGGGCCUGAGUCUCCACACUGGCGCUCACUCAUCCCACCCGUCACCUUCGAAGUGAAGGCCGAGUCUCUGGGGAUUCCUCAGAAAAUGCAGCUUAAAGUUGACGUGGAGGCUGGGAAACUGAUCAUUAAGAAGUCCAAGGAUGGCUCCGAUGACAAGUUCUACAGCCAUAAGAAAAUCCUGCAGCUCAUCAAGUCGCAGAAGUUCCUGAACAAGCUGGUGAUUCUGGUGGAAACCGAGAAGGAGAAGACCUUGCGGAAGGAAUAUGUUUUUGCUGACUCUAAAAAGCGAGAGGGGUUCUGCCAGCUCCUGCAGCAGAUGAAGAACAAACACUCAGAGCAGCCGGAGCCUGACAUGAUCACCAUCUUCAUCGGCACCUGGAACAUGGGUAACGCCCCCCCUCCCAAGAAGAUCACGUCCUGGUUUCUCUCCAAGGGGCAGGGAAAGACGCGGGAUGACUCUGCAGACUACAUCCCGCACGACAUCUAUGUGAUCGGCACUCAGGAGGACACCCUGGGGGAGAAGGAGUGGCUGGAGAUCCUCAGGAACUCUCUGCGUGAGGUCACCAGCAUGACUUUCAAACCGGUUGCCAUCCACACGCUCUGGAACAUCCGCAUUGUGGUGCUGGCUAAGCCGGAGCACGAGAACCGGAUCAGCCACAUCUGCACCAGCAAUGUGAAGACAGGCAUCGCCAACACGCUGGGGAACAAGGGAGCCGUGGGAGUGUCGUUCAUGUUCAAUGGAACCUCUCUGGGGUUUGUCAACAGCCACUUGACUUCUGGAAGUGAAAAAAAGCUCAGGAGAAACCAAAACUACAUGAAUAUCCUCCGGUUCUUGGCCCUGGGAGACAGAAAGCUGAGCCCCUUCAACAUCACGCACCGCUUCACCCACCUUUUCUGGUUUGGGGAUCUCAACUAUCGCGUGGACCUGCCCACCUGGGAGGCAGAAGCCAUCAUCCAGAAGAUCCGGCAGCAGCAGUAUACCGACCUCCUGGCCCAUGACCAGCUGCUCAUGGAGCGGAGGGAGCAGAAGGUUUUCCUGCACUUUGAGGAGGAAGAAAUCACAUUUGCACCCACCUAUCGAUUUGAAAGGCUGACUCGGGACAAAUACGCCUACACGAAGCAGAAAGCGACAGGAAUGAAAUAUAACCUGCCCUCCUGGUGUGACCGAGUGCUGUGGAAGUCUUACCCUCUGGUGCAUGUGGUGUGUCAGUCCUACGGCAGUACCAGCGACAUCAUGACGAGCGACCAUAGCCCUGUGUUUGCCACAUUUGAAUUGGGGGUCACCUCCCAGUUCGUCUCCAAGAACAGCCCGGGGACCGGGGACAGCCAGGGGCAGAUCGAGUUCCUUGCAUGCUGUGCCACUCUGAAGACAAAGUCGAAGACCAAGUUCUACCUGGAGCUCCACUCCAGCUGCCUGGAGAGUUUUGUCAAGAGCCAGGAAGGAGAAAACGAAGAGGGCAGUGAGGGGGAGCUGGUGGUGAAGUUUGGCGAGACGCUUCCCAAGCUGAAGCCCAUCAUCUCUGAUCCUGAGUACCUGCUGGACCAGCACAUCCUCAUCAGCAUUAAGUCCUCUGACAGUGAUGAAUCCUAUGGUGAGGGCUGCAUCGCCCUUCGGAUGGAGGCCACGGAAACUGGGGUGCCUAUCUAUACGCCACUCACCCACCAUGGAGAGAUGACUGGCCACUUCCAGGGGGCCAUUAAGCUGCAGACCUCCCAGGGCAAGACAAGGGAAAAACUUUAUGACUUUGUGAAGACAGAGCGGGAUGAGCCCAGUGGGCUGAAGUGCAUGAAGAGCCUCACCAGCCAGGACCCCAUGAAACAGUGGGAACCUGCCUACAGGGCCGCUCCAUGCGGCACCCUAGGCCUCAACGACAUCGCCAAUCCCAACUACAUUCCCUUUGGGCAGCCUGUGCGUGUCAAGCUGACCAUGUCCCCAUCGCUGGACCAGCCACUUCCGGCCUGGAGCUAUGACCCACUGCCCAAGGACUCCUCCCUGGGGCCGGUGAGAGGGGACAGCCCUCCCACACCGCCCUCCCAGCCACCACUGUCACCCAAGAAGUUUUCCUCUGCCCCAGCAAACAGGGGCUCCUGCCCCAGGGCUCAGGAGUCGAGGCCCAGUGAGCCAGGGAAGGGUACAACUGAAGCCCCACCAGAGGACCCAUCUCUGUGCAAGCCAGAGAUGUUUGAGAACCCGCUAUAUGGCUCUGUGAGCGCCUUCCCCAAGGUGGUCCCCAGGAAAGAGCAAGAGUCCCCAAAGAUACUGCGGAAGGAGCCCCCACCCUGCCCGGAGCCAGGGGCAUUGGUGCCCAGCAGCCUGCUCUCCAAACCCCAGGAGGCCGAGGGCAGCAAGGGGACAAGCAAGCUGGCACCCACUCCCUUCCUCAGCCCUGUGCCCCGACUCCGCUCCUUCACCUGCUCGGCCUCCUCCGAGGGCAGGGCCACCAGCGGGGACAGGUGCCAGGGCAAGCCCAAGGCUCCAGCUGUUUCCCAGGCCCCAGUGCCGAGCAAGAGGCCCAUCAAGCCCUCCCGGUCGGAGGUAAGCCAGCAGCCCACACCCACGCCCGCACCCCGGCCACCCCUGCCAGCCAAGAGUCCAGCUGUGCUGCAGCUGCAGUAUGCCAAGAGCCGCGACUACCGCGACAACUCCGAGCUCCCGCACCACAGCAAGCACCGGCCAGAGGAUGGGCUGCUGGGCAGGACGGCCAUGCAGCAGUGACGCCCUUGGUGACUUGUCCGUGACAGGAGCCGAGGAGCAGCAGAAGCCUUUCCCAGGACCUCCUUCGGGUCCCCCUACCUCGCUUCCUGUGCAAAGCUUUGUAUUUUUUGGGAAAGGGCCUCACUUCGUUGUGGCCUGCGGAGUGUGUGGACUUUGACUCCGGGAAGCAGUUUCUGCGGUCUGAAGGAAGACGCACACCGGAUGCCAGCCGCACCCCUGGGUCCCCAGGGCAGCCUUGGUACUUGGGACCCCAGGGUCUUGUUCGGGUCGCCAUUUUGAGGAAUGGCACUGAAGUGCCAACUUAGGAGUGAAUUUUUAUAAAUAAUAAUAAUAUUAAUAAUAAUAGUGGCCAUGUGGGCAGAGGAGCCGGCCUGUGCCUCACGCACCACUAGGUGCUCUAGGGACACUGUGGGCACAGCAUCCAGGCUGAGGCUCAGCCACGCAGGACCAUGCACCCAGGCCCGUGUAUCCUGAGGGUUUGGGCAAAGCAUUAAGCAGGCUGGUGGAUCCGGGAGCAAGACUUGGUGGAGGGGAUGUGGAGAGUGUGAGUGACUCAUUCAGAGCACCAGGCUCCAGCCCUGGCCAGCUUCUGUGGUUCACGCUACAAGGUCGGGGUCCCAUGCACAUGCGUGGGGAGCGGGGACCUGCCUGAGCAGGAGCAGGAAAGUCUGUGGAUCUAGCUGGGAGGUCUGGCCUCACUGAGUCCACAUGCCGGGUGCCGUGGCUUGCAGCCCUGAGUCCUUGGUGUCUAGGAGAGUAGAUUGUUGGUGUCUUUUCUUGUGUUGCUUCUCGACCUCGAUGUGUGAGAAGGAGGCAGGGGGCAUGUGCCCAAGUGCCCGCUGUCAAGUCUCUGUGACCAAUAAACUGUGCC